AUGGACCCUAUCAGCAGCAACAUCAAGGCUACGCUGCGUAAAGGUUUAGAUGACAUCGGCGCCCCGGGCCCCUUUGCUUCGGCCGCGAAGAUCCCUCAAUUCGCCGAUCCGCACAUAUGGGUGGGACAGCACGGACCCAUUGCGCUGCCUUUGAACGAACACGAUGCGCGCGUUAUUGUGCAAGCUAGCCAUCAGGCUCCGUUUGGGAAAGGAGAGGCGACGGUUGUGGAUGAAAGUGUAAGGAAGACAUGGGAACUUGGACAUGAUGCGUUUGAGAUUCGCAAUGCGGAGUGGGAGGGAGUGGUAAAGGACGCUGUGAAGGAUGUUGCGAGGCAGAUUGGGGUGAGGGAGGGAGAGGUCGGGGCGGAGUUGUAUAAGAUGUUGCUUUAUGAGAAGGGAGCUCAUUUCAAGGCGCACCAGGACAGCGAGAAAGCGCCCGGAAUGUUUGGCACGAUGGUUAUUUGCUUGCCGUCGCCGCAUACUGGGGGCGAGGUGAGGUUGAAGCAUUUGAGCGAGAAGAAGGCGUAUGCGACGUCGAAGGUGGAUCAUUGCUACCUUUGGUGGUACUCUGAUGUUAUCCAUGAGGUGCAAGAGAUCACUUCAGGAUACAGAUGGGUCCUCACGUACAAUCUCGUUCGAAAAGGCUCACGCGCUGAUCUCUCUACGCUGAGGUACGAGUCUAGCAUUCUCCGAAACACGGUCGGCCUAUGGAAAUCCCACCACACGAGCACGUUGACGAACGACUUUGGCGAGCUCAUAUAUGUCUUGGAGCACAAAUACACCGAAGCAAACCUGAAGAUGGACCUUCUGAAGAGUCAGGAUCUUGGCCGCGUUAUGGCGCUAAAGCAGGCCUGUGAAGCCAACGGGUUUUCGAUCUUUCUCGCAGCACUUGAACGACAGAUGUACGGCGGAGUGGAGUAUGACUAUGAUGAGUACGAUCGCCGGCGGGGUCGAUAUGGAAACUACUACGGUGACGAGGACGAUGAGGGCGAUGAGAGUAGAGGAGAUGGCCAGUACCAUGAUCUUACGGACAUCUAUGAGGAUGACUACGCUAUCAAGAGUCUCAUGGACCUUCAGGGUAUGCAGGUCAUGGAGGACAUCAAUAUUAAUGCUACGGAGAUCAUUCAAGACAAAGCAUUUGAAGGUGCUGAUCCAGACGAGGAAGACUACGAAGGUUUCACAGGGAAUUCAGGGGCGAGUGCUAGGCACUGGUACAGGAAGACGGCAGUCGUUAUCAUCCCGCGACACCGUGCAAUAGAUUUCCUCAUGGGACCCUUCAAGAACUCUAGAGGCUAUCGUCUCAACAAAGAUGGUGGCAUAGCUAGUCUUAUUGAGUACCUGGCCAGUCAGUUCGCAAAAGAUCCGAUGGCACAAACCAUCAAAGAGGGUCUCCGGAGCGCUUGCCAGCUUGUUUUAUCCAAAAACACCGAUUGUAAGAAGGAUGGACAAGUACGGACCUACGAGAUGUUUUCCGACAGCGUCAUCAGCUGUGUAGUCAAGGCGAGCCUGGCUUUGGUUGACCUUAACAUCUUCGCGAAAGCUUUCGAUUGCUAUCAGAUUCGUACGCCCCCGGAAAUCUUCCUUGAAAUGGGGAAAGCGCUUGAUUGGAUCAGUCUUGCAGACAUGAAGCCAGGUCUCAAUCGCUGCAACGCCCAUUACGUUGAGAUACAUCUUCAUGUCAACGCCUUUCGCAACUUUCUCGGAGGAAGUUUCACGAACGAGUCGCUGCACCGCAAUCAAGAAUCCGGACUCACUGCGUGGGUCAUGGAAGAGCUCGAGAACUUCCUAGAGGAUGUUCAAACAGUGUCCAUACUUGACGCAGGACCUUUGCUAGAAGUUGCGUUGGCUCAGGACAGCGUCUCUCAAUACCUCAAUGACAAGAUCAUUCCCGUCGUUGAGCGCCACAUUAGCCGGACGCCGUUCGUCAUUGCUUUUAUUAACGCUGUAUGUAAUGUUGCAGAAGACGCUAUAUCGGAAGACGAGACUCUAGCGAUAUUCAAGAAGCUAGUGCCACUGAUAGGAAAGAACUUCGUUCUCGUCGCAGACCAAGACGAGACAUCUUCAGUAAACAAACGCCAACGGACAGCUUAUGAGCCCGCAUCUCCACACGGGAAAAUAGUUGAUGCCCCUCCGUCCAUCUCGGCGCAAGAACUCCACGACUUCCUUGAACACUGCUUCGCACUAUCAUUCCAUGAUGAUGUGCAAGCCAUUCUCACGGCCUUUUCAACCGCUUCGGUCAAACGGGAAGAAUACAACACGCUCGUCAUUCCUCUCCUAUAUCUUUUGACCUCUCUCCUCCCAAGAUUCUCCAUCUCCCUUGGCUCUACGCAUACUCAGGAAGUAUUCCGCAUAACGCUCUUAAACUAUCUCACUCACUUCGUCAGUCAUGAGCCCCGCAAACCGCAAGACUGGGCCCGUCCUACCGUUACCCAUUGGUGCGAAGACUGUAUCUCCCUCAACCGGUUCCUGAGCAACCCAAAUGCACAAGAGGGCCGCUUCUCCCUGAACGAAAAGCGCCGAAAUCACCUUGACCGACAGCUGAGCGCGAGCCACUGCAAGCGCGAGACAGAGCGCAUGGGCAUUCCAUACACGCUGGUGGUUACAAAGACGAACCGAGGUCAUGAAGAGCUCUUGGCCGCAUGGAAGCAGCGCGUCAAGCUCGCUAAGACUAAGAUCAAAGGACUCGGAGAGCUCGAGCUGAAAGAGGCGCUGGGAGAUAGCUAUGAUAGCAUCAUGCAGCUCAGAGCGAUUCGACUCAAGUAUUCUGGGGGACCUGCCCGAGCCCAAGCUCAGCUACCGCAGUUGCAGGGCUCGCGGCUCAAUUCAGGGCUCGGCGGAGGAAAGGAGAAGUAUCCAUGGAUGGUUUCUGGGCAGCCUAGAGAUGCGACGGGAUCGGGGCUUGGGACAUUUGCUCUGGGCCCUGUCUCCGGAAACGUGGUUCCUGGCAGGACGUCGCAGACGCCAAUGGCGAUCGCGAACGUCUUGAACGCGCCGAACCAGGGAUCUGGAUCGCUGAAGCGGAAAGCCGAGGAUGAUUUUGUGGAUCUGACUGGCGAUGAUUGAGCGAGCCCCGAGGCUGUCAAGGAUGCGAUGUGUACUAUAUAUAGUACUUGAUUAGUACUGGGCUGGGUUCUUGGUUCAUCUUUGAGGGUGGUUUGGAGUCUGUCGAGGGCGAAUAAUGCGAAUAUACCCUGGGCUGUGUUUGAUAACGUAGAUUAAUAAGAAUUCCUGGAUGGACUAGACUACCU
Messenger RNA from Mytilinidion resinicola, 3248 nucleotides. RefSeq lists its product as uncharacterized. The transcript has 6 exons. The coding region runs from base 1 to 3063 and encodes 1020 amino acids. NCBI's taxonomy places the organism in Eukaryota, Fungi, Ascomycota, Dothideomycetes, Mytilinidiales, Mytilinidiaceae. The record is from RefSeq and is a predicted model, not a curated record.